Molecule: messenger RNA, 561 nt
Organism: Opisthorchis viverrini
Lineage: Eukaryota; Metazoa; Platyhelminthes; Trematoda; Opisthorchiida; Opisthorchiidae
Exons: 5
Coding region: 1-561 (186 amino acids)
Source: RefSeq, a predicted model, not a curated record
AUGCCUCCUCGACGAAAAGUUCGCAAACUAAUUGCCACACUCUUUGAGAAGACAAGCGGCCAAUUGAUCCGCCUCAGGACCCACAAACUUCAAGAUCGGCCACUGUCAGGGCGCGCCCAGACAAAACGAAACGUACAUGUGCAGAGAGUGACGCAUCCCCAAGAUCACCAUCGGUACGACACGUCCAGAAAGCAGCUUAUCAGCAGUGCAUAUCCAAUGGCUAUGGCAGAGCCUGAACUCCGCGCAUCUGAUAUGCGAAGGGAGCGUGUUGUCAUUACUCCACCAGCGCACGGAUGGACUUCUGAACAGCUUUUCUUUCCACUUGAGUUGCGGUUUUACGUGACUCGGCUGUGGCUUGAAAAAGCUCGACAAUUUGGGGUUGAGGGUCAGAAGCUGAAUUCGGAAAUUUUGGUGCCAUCUGCUCCAAGGAUGGACAGUGGCGCCGCUACGGCCGAUAAGCCUGGCCCGCUCGAGGUUGGCCCAGAAUUCGGGACGCUUUCCGAUCCGGCAUCAAGACGAGAUCUGAUUGGUCAACAAUCUGGACCGAAAUGCCAAACAUGA